UCUUCGUCCGCCAAGGAGCUGUCCUGCCAGGACAUCACCGUGCCCCUGUGCAAAGGCAUCGGCUACAACUACACCUACAUGCCCAACCAGUUCAACCACGACACGCAGGACGAGGCGGGGCUGGAGGUCCACCAGUUCUGGCCCCUGGUGGAGAUCCAGUGUUCGGCGGACCUGCGCUUUUUCCUGUGCAGCAUGUACACGCCCAUCUGCCUGGAGAACUACAAGAAGCCGCUGCCGCCCUGCCGCAGCGUCUGCGAGCGGGCCAAGGCCGGUUGCGCGCCCCUCAUGCGCCAGUACGGCUUCGCCUGGCCGGACCGCAUGCGCUGCGACCGCCUGCCCGAGCAAGGCAACCAGGACAUGCUUUGUAUGGACUACAACCACACCGACGUCGCCACCGCCGCGCCGCAGCCUCAGCCCAAGCCGCCGCACCGAAAGCCGGCGGGAGGCGGGACGGGCAGGGGCUCCGGGGCUGUGGUGCCGCCUCCGUCCGCCGCGGAUCCUCCGCUCCGCAAAAGCCGCCCUCCAACCCCCUGCGAGCCGGGCUGCCAGUGCCGGGCGCCGAUGGUGUCGGUGUCCAGCGAGCGCCACCCGCUUUACAACCGGGUCAAGACGGGCCAGAUCGCCAACUGCGCCCUGCCGUGCCACAACCCUUACUUCAGCCCGGACGAGCGCGCGUUCACCGCCUUCUGGAUCGGCCUGUGGUCCAUCCUGUGCUUCAUCUCCACCUUCGCCACCGUCUCCACCUUCCUGAUCGACAUGGAGCGUUUCAAGUACCCGGAGCGACCCAUCAUCUUCCUGGCCGCCUGCUACCUCUUCGUCUCGCUGGGCUAUUUGGUGCGCCUGGUCGCCGGCCACGAAAAAGUGGCUUGCAGCGGCGGAGCGGCGGCGGCGGCGGCAGCCGCGGGAGCAGGGCCGGCGGGCCCCGCUGGAGGCGCUGCGGGGGCUGCCGCCGCAGCCGUGGGCGGCCGCGGAGCUGCCGGCGGAGCCGCGGAGCUACAGCCCGACUUGGCGGUGGCUGAGCACGUGCGGUACGAAAGCACGGGCCCGGCUCUGUGCACCAUCGUCUUCCUUUUGGUCUACUUCUUUGGCAUGGCCAGCUCCAUCUGGUGGGUUAUCCUGUCCCUCACCUGGUUCCUGGCGGCAGGCAUGAAGUGGGGCAACGAGGCCAUUGCGAGUUACGCUCAGUACUUCCACCUCGCGGCUUGGUUGCUUCCCAGCAUCAAGUCCAUUGCUGUGCUGGCUCUCAGUUCUGUGGAUGGGGAUCCCGUGGCUGGAAUCUGUUACGUGGGCAACCAGAGCCUGGAGAACCUGCGAGGCUUUGUGCUGGCCCCUUUGCUCAUCUACCUGGCCAUUGGCUCCAUGUUCCUGCUGGCCGGGUUCGUCUCGCUCUUCCGCAUCAGGAGUGUCAUCAAGCAGCAAGGGGGCCCCACCAAGACGCACAAGCUGGAGAAGCUCAUGAUCCGGCUGGGCCUCUUCACGGUGCUCUACACGGUGCCUGCCGCCAGCGUGGUGGCCUGCCUUUUCUACGAGCAGCACAACCGCCCCCACUGGGAAGCCACCCACAACUGUCCCUGCCUGCGGGACCAAGAGCCGGACCAAGCCCGCCGACCAGACUACGCGGUUUUUAUGCUCAAGUACUUCAUGUGCCUGGUGGUUGGCAUCACCUCGGGGGUUUGGGUCUGGUCCGGAAAGACGCUGGAGUCCUGGAAGUCGCUCUGCACCCGCUGCUGCUGGGCCAGCAAAGGGACCGCAGUUGCCGUGGUGGGGAGUAUUGGAGCCAGGGGGGGAGGUGGUGGCAUAGGGUCUGCUGCCGCUGUGGGAGGACUGGGGGGUGGAGGAGGGUCGAUGUACAGCGAUGUCAGCACUGGUUUGACUUGGAGGUCUGGCACAGCCAGUUCGGUUUCCUACCCCAAACAAAUGCCUUUGUCCCAGGUGUAAAAUCUGGAGUUGGAAUGGAGGGAUGCUGCACAUCUCUCUUUGGGAAGAAGCUUCCCCAGGAGCAGGACAGUCCCAGAGGCCCAUGUUGCCAGCCCAUUGUCCUCCUGCCUCUUCCUCCAUUCCUUGUCAGUCAAUCCUUCCAUGUCAAAAGCUGCAUGUUUCUGUGUUGUUGGUAUAAGAAUUUUCUGAAGACAAGAAUUGCCUUAUUUGUCUUCAGCCAGCACAAGCCCCCUUUUGGCCCAGUAGGACUUCUCUGCUCUUUCCCUCCAUCCCUCAAAGGUCUUGAUACAAUGUGAAGGGAUGUCUCGCUAAUUGACCUCCAGGGGUAGAGGAGUCCCUCAAGAAUUUCCCCCUCCCCCCCCUUUUUUAAUGCCAACAACCACAAAACUGGCAGAUGCCUUAAAAUCAUGUGCUCAAAUCAUGUCUUAAUUGUACACCCUUCCCCCAGUAAAUACGGGUUUAUUAUGUUAAAGGAUGUAUUUAUAUAAUUAUUGGUACCUUGUACAAAAUGUGUAAGAUAUGUAUAUAUUCCAAAUGCUAUACAGUCUGUAAAUUUCUUUUGUUUAAAGAAAAAAAUUUAGAGGCUUGCCACCACUGCUCUUGCCUAAGAGUGAAAAGUUUGAGUAUUCUAUUUUGUCAAUAAAAUCAUGUCAAAUGAUUUGUUUGGGAAGGGGCAAUUGCCCCCUUGUUGCUGUCCUAGUUAUUCCUAAUUCUUGACUUUUGAGAAAUACUGAGGUUCCCAUACAGUACUGCUUAAAUAAAUGUGCUAACGUAUCUCAGUAGAAUGCACAGAGGCAUUUUCAGUACUUGAUCCUCAGUGUCCAGCUAUCAACAUUCUUGGCUUGUUGGUGAUGUUGGCUGGAAAAAAGUAGUUACUGGAAUCCUAAAGAUACAUAGUCAAGAAUUCUUGACACCCCCCACCUUUUUUAAAUUAACUGGACACAGAAGGGACUUUGGUGCUGUCUGAAUUUGGUUGUUUUCUUGCAGACGUUCCAUUACCAAACUGGGUUACAUCAUCAGUGCUCAUUUCAACACUGGACUACCAAUAUUAUCCUUUGUUGGUAACUGAACAGAGUCCAGAAGAAGUUAUUAAAGCAAUGGCUUUUGACCACAUCAUAGAGCAAAGUGGGACAGGACUACAUCUCUUAAGGUGUUGAUUCUAAGUGUUGGGUUAAUUAGUUUAUCCUCAAGUCAAUGUCACUCUUAGUAGCCACAUUUUCUCCAUGAUGAUCUGCCUAUAAUCUGGGCCUGCAAAAGUGGCUGGUUUCUCCAUAUAUUGUGGGAUGUGCUAUAAUUCCCAGUUAGCAUCUUGAUUGGGAAUGAAAUUUAUUUGGGACAAAGGCUUUGGGGUCUUCUUGUUCAGGAAUUCUUGCUUUAUCCCACAGUAAUCAGAACAAUAGCAUUUCCGUCCCACAACUUUAUUGUGACAUCUGCCAGUGUGGGAGAAUUGUUGUUAUCCUUUCUAUGGGUUGCCAUUGCUUGCUUGUACUUGCUGUUCAGCAGGCCAAAGCUGAGAAAAGUUGAAAAGUGAUGGAAAAAUAAGCUGAAAACUGGGGGCUUUUAUUGAUGGGAUUCUGUAGACGUGUUUAUAAAGUUCACAUGAGCUUCCAUAGACAUCAAAUGGUCUGGGAAAUGAAGGUGUAUGUCA
Molecule: messenger RNA, 3586 nt
Organism: Thamnophis sirtalis
Lineage: Eukaryota; Metazoa; Chordata; Lepidosauria; Squamata; Natricidae
Gene: FZD8
Product: frizzled class receptor 8
Biological process (GO): non-canonical Wnt signaling pathway; canonical Wnt signaling pathway
Cellular component (GO): plasma membrane
Molecular function (GO): Wnt receptor activity; Wnt-protein binding
Source: RefSeq, a predicted model, not a curated record